AAGUAUUCUAAACUUUCAUAGAACAGUUCUAUAAGUUUUUUCUGAUAGCAUAUAUUAUUGUAAAAUGAGAGAAUUUUUCUUAUUAAUGCCUGUCUGGAAAGAAGAAGAAAGCAUAGAGAAUGAGAUGACAAUGCUGGAUCCAGAUGAUUUGAGUCCUGGUGAAAUCGUGUUCUCGUCCGAUGAAUCAAACGGCGAUCGAUCAUUUCUUGCCGAUUUUUUCGGAAAAAAACAGUCAUUCGUCCUGGGAACCAAUUUAACCGGCCUGAUCAUCCUCUGCAUCGUUCUAACAGCUGUUGUUGUUAUAUUUUUUGGAUGCUAUCUUAUGAUGAGAUUUAUGCAUAAAGCAUUGGCAAGAGAUGACUCUAAAGAUAUGCUUCGAUCCAAUAACCCAUACAACAAUGUGGUGAUGCAUUCGAAGAGAGUUUAUGAGAUUCAAGCGGAAGAGGGUUGUUUCAAUGGAGCGCCUGAACCAUUGGAUUCAAGUGAAAUUGAAGACGAACAUAUUGGUGAUUCCCAGAAUACAUCAAUUUACAUUGAAGAUGAGGAACCACAGAAAUUACGAAAACCUGAAAGUGGAGACUUACGAGCUCCACGAAAUCCUGAACAAUUCGAUGAUGAUCCAAGAUCAAUGUUAAGGAAAAAGCAGAAAGUUCACAAGGACUCGGUGUGCGCCUUCAUGUUCAAACCUCAAGUCGAACCGAAAAUGGUGUGAUUUGAAUAUUGAUAAUUAACAUAUUUCAUUCCUAGUGGCCAAGUUGUUUCUCCUUCUCCCCCAAAAUAACGGUGAUUCGUGCAUCAAAAUAAUGUACGAGCAGAUUUUUAAUGAUUUUCAUGAUUACGGGCAGUUUUUAUUGUUAUUGCUUGCUUACUCUUAAUAUAUUUCUUCUUUGGGAAGAAAAAAGCAAACUUAUUAUCAAAUGUUGUACACUUUACGCUUAAAUUACUUCUCCAUAGAGCACGAUUGCUCCGAAGAAUUAUUUGAUUUUUAUCAAUAAAGUGAUAAAUUAUGAUUGAUGA
Molecule: messenger RNA, 1017 nt
Organism: Caenorhabditis elegans
Lineage: Eukaryota; Metazoa; Nematoda; Chromadorea; Rhabditida; Rhabditidae
Gene: R01H2.7
Product: Calsyntenin-1-like
Exons: 6
Coding region: 65-712 (215 amino acids)
Source: RefSeq, marked reviewed